AUGCAGGGCGGCAAGGGGCUCGGCAAGGGUGGCGCCAAGCGUCAUCGCAAGGUCUUGCGUGACAAUAUCCAGGGCAUCACAAAGCCUGCCAUCCGUCGUCUGGCGCGCCAUGGUGGUGUCAAGCGCAUCUCUGGCCUCAUCUACGAGGAAACUCGCGGUGUUCUCCUGGUGUUCCUCGAGAACGUGAUCCGCGACGCCGUCACCUACACCGAGCACGCAAAAAGGAAGACCGUGACGGCUAUGGACGUCGUGUACGCCCUCAAGCGUCAGGGCCGCACCCUGUACGGAUUCGGAGGCUAAGCAAGCAGCGUCGUCGCCUGCA
This is a messenger RNA of Rhipicephalus sanguineus (brown dog tick), 322 nucleotides long. RefSeq names its product histone H4. Gene Ontology annotation, molecular function: protein heterodimerization activity; DNA binding; structural constituent of chromatin. The record is from RefSeq and is a predicted model, not a curated record. The transcript has 2 exons. Gene Ontology annotation, cellular component: nucleosome. Gene Ontology annotation, biological process: nucleosome assembly. Lineage: Eukaryota; Metazoa; Arthropoda; Arachnida; Ixodida; Ixodidae. Bases 1 to 300 code for a protein of 99 amino acids.